UUAAUUGUUCAAUUUUGCAGUCGAGCAUUAGCACAACAUGCAUAUUGCACGCUUGUUGCAUAUAGUUUUGCAAGUUAUGAAAUCCGCCGCGUAGCUAUAAGUUUGUGCAAGAAUAAACGGAACAUAUGUUAUAGGUAGUUAGAGCAAUUUUGUUAUAAAUGACAAUUCUCUCUCUCUUCUUGUUCCCGAUCUACGCUUUCAGUAGAGGCAUCACGUUGAAUGAACUUGAAUGAAAUAUGCAUACGCGCGCACAUGUCUGUACCGCGGGCUUUCAUUGAUUGGCGCGACGGUCAUUUCUGUCAGCUUGACCAGAGAGGCUUAAUCAGAGAACUCUUGCGUUUGCAGCCAUCUGACCGCUAACCGAAAACUUCAGUGAAGUUUACGCGUUCAGCAUUAUCUAGAAAAGCAGAGGACCGUUGCGGAGCUCGCGUUUACCAGCUGCCAGUCGUCGUCGUCGACUGUGUUCCAAUAUACGCUGCCAGUACUGGAAAUCUAUAGUUUACGUUACAUAUACUAUAGAUUUUCAGUGCUAGCAGGUGUACGUAUAUCGGAACAUUCGGAACACAGCCGUCGCCGUCGCCGGUUGCCAUGGCGGUCGAAGACAUGGCUGUGAUCAAAACACAAUCAAACCGUGAGCUUCUCAAAGCUCACUUCGAGUCAAUGCGAAUCGAAACGUCACGUGUUUAUGCCGGUAACGUCAGAUUCGCAUAUGCAGAUGGCUAUUUAAAAUUUUACUCAGCUGUCUGCCACGUGUUUAUUUCCGGAGCAGCUGCGGGCGAUGCCGAAUCGCGACCACAGUGCCGAUAAACAUAUCAAAGAAAAGCGCAGCAGUCGUAAGAUUUCAUUCGUGGACAAUGAAUUGGAGCCUGUACAUAAGCCGCUACGAUGUAGACGUUUCCAUCGAGCUAGACGUCACUCGAGAGUCAACGGUGAGCUCGAGGAAUCGGCGGAUAAAAAUGGAAAUGGCAACGGCAUCGCGUUGCCUAAAAGAAGUAGCAAGCAUAGCGUUCAAAAGAAGAUUGAUAGAUUAGUUGAAGAGAACCGAAUGUUAACAAUGAGGUUGGAAAGUUCUAACGUAAGUCCUGAGAUUAUUGCUGAAUUACAAGAAAAGGAUUCUUUAAUGUCGAGAAUUUGCAACAAGUACCACAGGUUGUUGAAAAAUCACGACAGCCUGCAACAGGAAUACGAGAGAGUAAAUGCUCUUUUAGCAGAACGUGAAACGGAAUACCAUCAGCUGCAUACGCAUCACAAGAAAUUUGCAGAUGCUUUGCAAAAAAUAGAGAAAACUAAUUCCAGUCUUCUAACAUUUAACCAGAAAUGCAAAGCUGAAAAUGUUCAGCUGAACGAAGAUGUGCUGCUUCUUAAGAACGUGAUAUAUCGAUUGAACGCGGAGCUCGAAAGGUAUCAGGAUAAGUUGAAGGAGUCCGGAUUAAGUGUUCUAUCAAAAAAUGUUAAUGACAUAUUAGACUCUAAAAGACCGACGGACAUCAAAACGUUAUCGGACUCAUGGGGUUCGGUCAAUACACACGCGCUAGGUCCACUUUUAGACGCCUACCAGGAGAGUCUAUCGGAGAAACAGGAGCUUGUAAAUAAGUACGAGGAGGACAUCGCGAAUUUUAGCACCAGGUGCAAAGAGGUCAUCAUGGAGAAUGAAUAUAUGCAGAACGAAAUAGAGAAAUGGAAAUCACAGUGUAACAGGUACGCGGAAGAGAUCAAGAUGAUGUCCGAGGACGCUGACUUGCUCAAGGAAUUGAACGAGUGUUACACGAGACAGACUGCUCAUCAGAAGCAAAAGAUACACGAGAUCCACUCGUUAUACGAGCAGAAAGUGGAAGCAAUGUCGUUUGACAAUAACAGACUUCACGAAGAGUGUCUCGCUUCCAAGACUGAAUUGAGUAAUGUUCAAGGGAAAUACGAUAUUCUUCACAAAGAAUAUGAAAAGUUGCAAAACGAUAACACCAAAACAAUGCCUAUUAUGUUCAUAACUCAUGUUCAUAACGCUGCCGUCGAAGAAUGUCGAGAACUGUUUGAGAAAUUGAAGCGUCAGUAUGAAACUGAAAAGGAAAAAUUAUCCGCUCGCAUUAAAGAAUUAGAUGAAUCUUAUGGGCAAAAUAAAACACAACUGGAUGUAGUUACGAUAGAGAGAAAUCAAUUGAAAGGGUUAAAUAAGAGCUUUGAGAAGCGUUUGAAACGUAUGCAGCGAAAACUGGAGCAUUUUCAAAAAAUCACGCAUUCCAUGCAAAUAUCUCGGGACUCCUUUAAGAAGCAAUUAAGGAAAACUACACUAUACUGCGAAGAGUUGUUCAGCGAAUAUGAAAGAAUGGCUGCUGAACGAGAUAAGUUGGUUAAACUUUUACACGAAACGGAAAAUGAGAAUGCCAGCAUUCAUUUGCUUGGCGAUACUAUCACUCAGCGAGUGGGUCACCUGAAGGACCAACUAAAGAUCGUACAUGAAGGUGCUAAGCAGCAAUUAGCGCUGGCGGAGAAAAAUAUGAAGGUGCAGCAACUUGGAGUGCACCGGAUGAAGGACGAGUACCAUCGCGAGUUGCAACGCUUCAAGCACCUGCUGAAGCAGAAGGAGGAGACGAUCGGACGAUUGCAGAAAGAGAUCAACGCGACUCGCGAGAACUUGGAACUCGUUUGGAAAGUUACCGGAAAGUCCAGUACUGACAACAAGAAGGUUAAAGAGGCGCAGAAAAGCGUCAAGAUUCAGCACGUUUAGUUAAAACGCUUGGAAAAAUCGUCUGCUAUUUAGUGGACGAGUAGAAAAAAUGUAUAUAAAUAAAUAUAAAUCCAGUUCCGUCCUUAUUAUAUCGCGACGAGAGGGGCGAUUAAAGAAAGUGACGAUGGCAAAUCAUUGUUACGCUAUGUAACAAUUUACAUGGCGUAACAACAAUUAUCCUUGCCGGCUAUAAAUGGAAACUAGUCAUUGCGCAAUAUAUAUGUAGCAUAAUGUAUUCAGUUCGACCUUUGUAAUUUUAUUACAUAUACAUGAUUAUAUAAUUACA
Molecule: messenger RNA, 3008 nt
Organism: Solenopsis invicta (red fire ant)
Lineage: Eukaryota; Metazoa; Arthropoda; Insecta; Hymenoptera; Formicidae
Gene: Cep89
Product: protein Cep89 homolog
Biological process (GO): chemical synaptic transmission; mitochondrion organization; cilium assembly
Cellular component (GO): ciliary transition fiber; centriole
Source: RefSeq, a predicted model, not a curated record